This is a messenger RNA of Myxocyprinus asiaticus (Chinese sucker), 3877 nucleotides long. RefSeq names its product V-type proton ATPase subunit S1-like. Gene Ontology annotation, cellular component: proton-transporting V-type ATPase complex. NCBI's taxonomy places the organism in Eukaryota, Metazoa, Chordata, Actinopteri, Cypriniformes, Catostomidae. The transcript has 10 exons. Bases 43 to 1416 code for a protein of 457 amino acids. The record is from RefSeq and is a predicted model, not a curated record.
AUGAUCAUCACCGCUGUGACAUUCACGUGACUCCUCGGCAGAAUGACGGAAGUUGAGAGUAGUCUCUCAAAAAUGGCCUUCACUUCAGUUUUAUUUUUUAUAUUCUCAAUUUAUAGCUGUAGCGCUCAGGUGCCAUUGCUCAUUUGGACCAGUGAUGGGUACAGCUUGCCACAUCUGACCCAGCCACCAGCUGGUCAGACAUUGUCUAGUGGGCAGCUCACAUCUUAUCUGAAAUCUGCCUUGCCCGCUGCUCCACACAAUGUGUUGCUCUUCCUACAGGAUAAGCUAAGUAUAGAUGACUUCACUAUGUAUGGUGGGGUGUUUGGGAACAAGCAAGAUAGUGCCUUUUUGAACAUAGAGUCAGCACUUCAGGCAUCCUCCAAUCCCUUGGUGUUGUUGGCCCUGGACUGGUCUGCAUCAGACUCAGUGCUGAAACUCUUCCAGCGAGAGCUGGGUAUCCCAGCGGUCCACAUCGACCCAGGCACCCUGAAGGAAUUCAAGUUGAACCCCUCACAGCUUUCACUGCUGGCCAUCCAUCUCCCUUAUACUACUGGUGCUGAGUCAAAGGAAUUGCUCUUGAAAAAUGAUGAGAUUAUUGGAGAGGUCCUGGACAUGUUCAAAUCUCAUGAUGUGCCUUACACCGCUGUCUACACUGGCUUGAAGCCCUCUCGAAUCAUUCAGGAUACCCCAAUAGUGGCUGGAAGUUCUGUGGGUCGAUCGUUACUUCAGGCUCUGCCACAGCCGUCUGUGAAACCUCCAGUUACAUUCAGAAGCACAGAAGGACAACCUUGCAUCCUGCUCUGGGCUGACAACCUCAACAUUAGUUAUGCUCAGGGUCAGUGGGUUGAUUUGGGCCCAGAGAUCUUUAAUGGUUCUGCCACCUUGACUGGUUCAACUUGCAAUGAAACAAUUUCGAGACUCGUCCUGAAUUACCAAAAUGUUCUGACUUUUCAGUCAUUGCGGCUUAUCUUCUCUAUGCACAAGAUUUUCUUUCCUGUGUCCGCUCGGAACUGGACUGUCAUGGAACAGGUGGUGCUAGAGUAUGACGGGCAGACAGCGAUCUUUAAUGGCAGCGGUGGUAUCUAUGCUCCUGCAGAGUAUUCGUUUCACUGCCAGAGUGUGAGCAGCAGUGAAAGCCCCCUGCUGGUGCCUCGCACUCUUACUGACAACGCUACGCAGUGGAGACUGUCUUUCACUGAUUUUCAGAUCCAAGGAUUUAACGUUACAGGCGAACUCUUCUCAUAUGCAAGCGAUUGUGCAGGGUUCUUCACUCCGGGGAUUUGGAUGGGUCUGCUGACCUCUCUGCUCAUGGUUCUGAUUCUCACCUAUGGCCUGCACAUGAUCAUGCAGCUGCACACCAUGGACCGCUUUGAUGAUCCAAAAGGCCCAUCAAUUUCUGUGCCUCUGAAUGAGUAAUUUUAGUGGGAAAAAAAACUUCAUGUUAAUUUACAUGGUUUGUAUGGGUGUCAAAAAAUUCCAGCCCUCAAUGUUGUUGGUAAUCAAGAAUUUAUGGAUCUAGCGCAAUAUCUGAAUGUUUUUAAGAGAUUGUGCAUUCUAAGAUAAAUAAUGUUUUUCAAAUUCAUUUUUGUUUCUGACAGGAAGGGGUGAAAUAAUCAAAAUGUUCACUCCAUGUGAAUUAUCUCAAUACACAUACAGUGCAUGUUACUCUAUCUAGUGGCAAACUAGACUUGAGGUAAAUUACAUUUUUGAUGUAUUUUGCAUUAGACCAACUUGCAAUUCAUUUAUUGUUUUUAGGACUACUAUUAUUUAUCUUAUUUGUCUUUUAAAUCUGAUUGUUUAUUUCUUGUACUGUGCUAGAUUAAUAUUUUUUUGUAUUUGUAAAUUGAAGAUUUGCCAAUAUUUAAAUGCUAAAUGUACAGUUGAAGUCAGAAAUUUACAUACACAGCCAAAAACAUUUAAACUUUUUUAACAAGUACUGACAUUUAAUCGUAGAAUAGGUCUUAGGUCAGAUAGGAUCACUACUUUAUUUUAUGAAUGUGAGUCAGAAUAAUAGUAGAGAAUAAUAGUAGAGAGAAUGAUUUAUUUCAGCUUUUAUUUCUUUCAUCACAUUCCCAGUGGGUCAGAAGUUUAAAUACAAUUUGUUAGUAUUUGGUAGCAUUGCCUUUAAAUUUUUUAGCUUGGGUCAAACGUUUUGGGUAGCCUUCCACAAGCUUCUCACAAUAAGUUGCUGGAAUUUUGGCCCAUUCCUCCAGACAAGAACUAGUGUAACUGAGUCAGGAUUGUAGGCCUCUUUGCUCGCACAUGCUUUUUCAGUUCUGCCCACAAAUAUUUAGUCAGAUUGAGGUCAGGGCUUUGCGAUGGCCACUCCAAUACCUUGACUUUGCUGUUCUUCAGCCAUUUUGCCACAACUUUGGAGGUAUGCUUGGGGUCAUUGUCCAUUUGGAAGACCCAGUUGAGACCAAGCUUUAACUUCAUGGCUGAUAUCUUGAGAUGUUGCUUCAAUAUAUCCACAUAAUUUUCCUUCCUCAUGAUGCCAUCUAUUUUGUGAAGUGAACCAGUCCCUCCUGCAGCAAAGCACCCCCACAAUAUGAUGCUGCCACACCCAUGCUUCACGGUUGGGAUUGUGUUCUUCAGCUUGCAAGCUUACCCUUUUUCCUCCAACAUAUCAAUGGUCAUUUUGGCCAAAAAGUUCAAUUUUUGUUUCAAUAGACCAGAGGAAAUUUCUCCAAAAAGUAAGAUCUGUGUCCCCAUGUGCACUUGCAAACUGUAGUAUGGCUUUUUUUAUGGCAGUUUAGGAGCAGUGGUUCUUCUUUGCUGAGCAGCCUUUCAGAUUAUGUCGAUAUAGGACUCAUUUUACUGUGGAUAUAGAUACUUGUCUACCUGUUUCCUUCAGCAUCUUCACAAAGUCUUUUGCUGUUGUUCUGGGAUUGAUUUGCACUUCUCGCACCAAACUACGUUCAUCUCUAGGAGACAGAAUGUGCCUCCUUCCUUAUGAUGGCUGCGUGGUCCCAUGGCGUUUAUACUUGCGUACUAUUUUUAGUACAGAUGAACGUGGUACCUUAAGGCAUUUGGAAAUUGCUCCCAAUUGUCUAAAAACUUUGACAUAAUUUUCUGGAAGUUUCCAAGCUGCAUAAAGGCACAGUUAACUUAGUAUAUUUAAACUUCUGACCCACUGGAAUUGUGAAAAUCUGUCUGUAAACAAUUGUUGGAAAAAUUACUCGUCAUGCACAAAGAUGUCCUAAACGACUUGCUGAAACUAUAGUUUGCUAAAAUUACAUCUGGAUAGUGGUUAAAAAAUUAGUUUUAAUGACUUCAACCUAAGUGUAUGUAAACUAUUGUAGACUUCAAUUGUACUAGUCAAGUGCAUAGGGUUUAUGAGAGUUCUUUUUCCUAAUCUAAACAAUAAUUAUUCAUGAAAACUGUAAUUUGGAAAUGAAUACUAAAUCAUCACAAAUAAGAAUCUUGAAAUUAUACAUUCACUCUUAAAAUAACCUCUGAUAAAAGUUAUUUAUCAGCAUGUAUGUUUUCAUAAAGAACCUUUAAAAUCCACGGAACCUUCCCAUUGCACAAAAUGUUUUGUGGUGGAAAAAAGUUCUUUAAGGUUCUUACGGAACCAAAUAUGGUUCUGUUCAAGACAAUCACUGUAAAAAAAAAAAAAACUUUUUGUGUUAAUUAAUUACCCUUGAUUUUCUAUGACUUAAAAGCAAAUAAUAGAAAUAUCAGUGUUUAAUUUGAUACCACUCUUUGUUUUUCAUCAGUUAAUAUAAUGGGCUGUGACAAAGUGCCAAAAUUACUCAUGCAUUCAUGUGUUUUCAGUGGGCAGUUUGUUUAAUUAAUUUGUGAAACAUCCAAAAAUAGCUUUUUGUAAUGCCUAAAUAAUAAAAACAAACACUUUAUAAAAGUGAGAUAAGCCUGA